Molecule: messenger RNA, 3106 nt
Organism: Sycon ciliatum
Lineage: Eukaryota; Metazoa; Porifera; Calcarea; Leucosolenida; Sycettidae
Exons: 15
Coding region: 270-2246 (658 amino acids)
Source: RefSeq, a predicted model, not a curated record
CUGUCGACUGCCCCACAUGCUAUAAUCGUGUUCGCUCUUGACGUUAUCCUCUCUCUACCGCUCUAUGUAGCUCGACGACUGCCUUGGCUUUAGCCUAGUUGGUGCUCCCUCCUUGACCCUGGAACUCGUUUAGGUCAAUAACUAUGUGAGUGCAGUUCCAAGGGAGACAUUCAUCCGUGACGUUCAACCAGCCACAUGCACAAUGCUCCACACUGCCCCAUAAGUUAUAGCUGUCCUAUUCUUCAAGACUUGUAGCGGGUGUUUCAGCCAUGAUCUCUCGUCGACUCCUUUCCAGUAAUAACGUGCUGUUGCUGUUGCUACUAGUGUUCGUGGAGCUGGUAUGUAGCUUGCCCGAGCCUGUGCCGGCGCUUGCAUCGCCGCAGCAGACGAGCACGCCAUCGAAAUUGCACUUCGUACAGUCAUGCCAUUUUGACGUGGGUUAUGCCGACACGGCAGCCAAUAUCGUGAACAGAUACUUUGAUAAAUACUAUGCCGCCAGUAUGCACACAUCGGAGGAUUUGCGCCAGCUAGCGGGCAAGGAGCGUCUGGUGUUUCUCACGCAUACCUACCUAGUGUCGUUGUAUAUGGACUGUCCGCCGGCAAUGGGAAUCCACUGCCCAACCAGUGCGCAGAAACAGACGUUCAUGGAGGCUGUGAAACGUGGCGAUAUUGUUUGGCAUGCCAUGCCGUUCAACUCUGAACUGGAGCUGCUGGACGCGUCCAUGGUCGCGUUCAGCCUCCAGCUCACCCAUGACCUGGACACGGCGUUUGGUCGCAAUAAGACGAUAACAAUGAGCCAGCGCGACGUGCCGGGGACUACUCGGUCGAUCAUACCUUUGUUGAAAGCAGCUGGUGUUGAGGCAAUCACUGUUGGCGUAAACCCUGGUAGUAUGCCACCAGCUGUACCCGACAUCUUUAACUGGCAUGAUCCCGUCAGCGGAGAAACUAUCUUAGCCAUGUGGCACGCACACGGCUAUGGUGGAAUGGACUGCUGCAAGAUGAGCGACUCUGUCGUAGUAGCCGGUGCUGACGAUGCACUGAUGUACAAUGUGCGCGUGGACAACAGUGGACCACCGUCGCUGAAGCAAGUGCAGCAAGACUGGGCCACCGUGCAGAAGCUCUUCCCCCAAUCGGAGAUCGUUGCAACAGACUAUGACUCGUUUGUGCGUGCCAUACAACCGCACGCUGAUCAGCUACCCGUGUAUGACAAGGAGAUUGGGGAUACAUGGAUUUACGGCGUGCCUUCGGAUCACUUCAAGACUGCGGCUGCCCGUGUGAUGAUGGCUGCGCGCACAGGCUGCCUUGCUGCUGGACACUGCUCUCUCUCCGACAACAGGGUGUACAACUUCUCCAGGCUGCUGAUCAAGGCCAGUGAGCACACAUGGGGUCUGGCGUAUGUUGGGUUUCUCAACGAUAACAUCAACUUCAAGAAUGAUCAGUUUCAUCCACUCAUGCAAAACCAAAACUAUGUAGCGGUGGCUAACAGCUGGCGUGAGCAACGAGACUGGGGAAUAACCUAUGCCCUCCAAGCGCUAGAAGAUCAUCCGCUGGCUGCUGAACUGGAAGAGGAGCUUGCCCUGCUCAGAGCAGUACCUGCACCGAAUCUUGCCGGCUACUUCAAAGUGUCCACUCUGCCGGCCAAGGGCUUCACCGUUGGCGAAGAUGUCCUGAUAAAUUUCUCCUCGCAGCCGUUCAGCAUUAGUCAUCUGAGUAUCGGGAAGCGGGUGUACGCGUCGACAGAGACAGCCACGUCCAUGGCAUCUCUUCUGUACCAGUCGUUCACGCAGCAGGACUUUGAGAAAUUCAUGCUGAACUAUCUGGACUUCUGGCCGGCCAUUGGCUGGGACUCAUCGUUUGGCAAGCCAGGUCUGGUAAACGUCACUGGGAUUGAGCAUCAGGAGAUCGAGGCGGACUUGGUGGCAGUCUGGAGAAAGAACUAUGGCGAGAAGAACAUGUCGUCGUCAUUCCUUGUUCAGCUGGCUUUUCCCGCCGAGUUAGUCAGAGACUACGGUGCACCGGCGGAUGUCUGGCUGGACAUCACCGUGUCACACGCGUCACUGCAGCUCAGUGUCAUGCUGCUCAACAAAACGCCAACACGACUACCGGAGUCCAUUUGGCUACAGUUCAAACCCAAUGUUGCCAAUACGUCUUCCAUGAUGGUCGACAAGAUAGGGAGAAGAUCAGUGUCUUUGACGUGGGCAGUAAUGGCAGCAAACACACACAUGGUGUGGGCAGUGAUGGAGUAACAUAUGCAUCCGACCCAGGACUGAACUUCCUCAGCAAGCACGUACCAAUUGUUUGCAUAGGGGAAGCUACACCAUUCCCAACCCCAAUGGCCGAACCUGACGUCGACGAAGGAUUUGCAUUCAACCUGGUGAACAAUAUCUGGGGAACGAAUUAUGUGAUGUGGUAUCCGUUUGACGAGGGUGAUGGCUCGUUCCGUUCCGACUUCACCGUGCAAUUCCCAUCCUAGUUGUAUGGCACGUCCAUGAGGUAGUGUAGUGGUGGAUGUCAUGGCGAACCAUGCACCUGCAUGGUCAUGGCAACCCAUACGCUUGUCUUGUGAUUGAUGCCAUGGCAACCCAUGCCUUUGUAUGGUCAAGGAUGCUAUGGCAACCCAUGCUCUUGUAUGGUGAUUGAUGCCAUGGCAACCCAUACGCUUGUAUGUAGAUCUGGUCGAAAUGUCUCAACAGAGUAUCCGAAACACUCUCUGUACCGUCGUGUCAUUUAUUUCAGACGUGACACUCGCCGUCCGCAUUGCAAUUGUUGUGCGCUAGUUUGUUAGUUAGUUGUCAUUUAGUCAUAUUUGCCCUCAUCACCCCUCCCAUUUCACUUACAACAAAAUCCCCCCCCCCCCCCUACAGAAUGCUAGUACAAUGUACAGUAUUUCAAACAGUUGAAAUAAUGUGAUAGCUCUCCCUCCUCAUGGAGAUAAUAUAACAGUCCCAAUUAUAUCGCAGCAAAAAUCUAGCAGUUCACAAUUGAAGUCUCAGCAGGCUACUACUCUUAAAGUAUAUCCUAUAAUUAUUUUAAAUUUUAAAUUAGAGUUAGAAUGAUGCCUCAUCGAGAGUGCAACUUGAGCGCAAUAAUAUGUGCUCGUUGUAAA